AUGGCUCCCAGUCGUCUUGAGGCACCAACGUCUCAAGUGUCUGCCAGACUACCCGCGGGGAAAGCCUCACCAGCCAGCUUGAAACCUGCACCGGACGAUACAUAUGGCACUUAUUACCCUACGGAUCCAGAUACUCUCGACCUAGAGUCCGAUUUUGGACCUAUGGAGCCUGGAACUGUCGGCUACCUCCAACCGACUUCUAUCGGCACUCCUCUGGAGAUUAUGCACGAAAGAUUUGAGCGAGAUGGUUAUCUCUUUGCCAAAAGAUGCAUCUCCAAAGAAGCCUCCCUCAAAUGCCGCGAAGCUUACUUCAAUUACAUGGCCCCAAGCGGCCUUCUAAAAGAGGGCACCGCACCCGUCGACGGCAUCUUCUCCCACAAAGAUAGCCGAAAGUAUCUCCCACCCGGAAACCUGCGUCGCCUCUUCGGAUUGAAAAACGACACCGAGAGCGAGAAAUAUCUCGAACUUAUGAUCUCCGCACACGAAGCCCCGUUCUACCUCGACCUCUGCGCCAACCAAGUGCUACGCGAUUUCAUCACCCGCUUCAAGGGCUGGGAAAAACCACAGAUGCUUCAGCGGACCAUGCUCCGCGCAUUUGUUCCCAGUAGCGAGCUCACACCCGUCCACUUCGACCAGAUGUACCUGCGAGCCGGCCCUCCCCCCAGUCUUACAGCAUGGGUCCCCAUCGGAGACGUUUUGUUCGAGGGGGAGGUCUAA
This is a messenger RNA of Penicillium argentinense, 717 nucleotides long. RefSeq lists its product as uncharacterized. The transcript is spliced from 2 exons. The record is from RefSeq and is a predicted model, not a curated record. The coding region runs from base 1 to 717 and encodes 238 amino acids. Lineage: Eukaryota; Fungi; Ascomycota; Eurotiomycetes; Eurotiales; Aspergillaceae.